AUGAAUUUCCUGUUGAGUUUAUUUCCUCGGCAGCAGCCAAAGCGAACACAAAUUCAAGACACUAGCUGGGUCUGGGCCAUGGUUGCUGAGUUGAGCGGAAUCCUGCAGGAGUAUCGAUUGCUCAGCUGCCGCGGAACACCAGCUUCAGGAAAAACAACCUUAGCACAUCUUUUGUGUGCCUUUUACGAGCGUCAAAAUGUCCCCGUGGUAUUCUUUCCGUCCUGGGUGAACAAGAAACUAUCGUUGGAUCCCAAUCACUUUGCCACUAUGAUCAUUGAAGCUGCUCGGCAGAAAGGGCACGAAUUCGUCACAUACUCCAGUCUCUGGUGGUCAGACCUUGUUAUCAUUAUUGACGAGGCCCAGAUGUCAUACGACGAUCAUGGGUUAUGGCUCGGACUGAUCAAGUCGGUAGGAGGGAUGAGUAGUGGCACCCGGAUUGCUUUGUUUUCCUCCUACGGCAGCCCUACAGGAGGCCCCUCGUCAGCUUUACCUGGCAGUCCAAACGUCAUUAUCGGCGCAUUUCAACGAGUCUCGCUGACUCCGUCGAUCAUGAGCUUUUCCCCAAAUAUUGGGCUUUUCUAUACCCGUGACGAAUUUGACGAUAUUGUCUUUCGCUCGGCUUUGAAGCACGAGAAGAAGGAGAUUUCUGCCGCAGACAUCCGCGUGGAGAUGGAUAAGCCACAAUCCUUCUUCGACUACUUAAAUCAAUUUGCGAUAGGGCGGUCAUUUCCGUCCGAGGGAAAGAUGACACCGCAAUCAGCGGAUAUUCUUCGAAAAGUCUUAGUUGAAGGAAGCAUCGAGCGGGACAACAAUGAAGGAAUUCGGCAAUGUUAUGAGCAGGGCUGGCUCCAUGCUGAGCUUUUACAACUUGACAAAGAACCGACAUGCAUAAUUCCCACUAAGCUACAUGCUAAGUUUAUUGAGUAUAAAUUCAAAGAUAAACACGCCAAUUUCCCCGAUGCCGAUUUCCCAACAAUUCAUGCCCUCACAGAGGCUGUCCUGCGUCAAUUCUCUCGUCGAAACCUCAGGUCCGUGAAGCGGUUUGGGAUCGGCGCGGUAAAUCGGCCGGUAGAGGCUACGUAUCAAGAUGAAUUCUAUCGAUAA
Penicillium taxi is the source of this 1104-nucleotide messenger RNA. Its product is annotated as ATP-binding protein. The record is from RefSeq and is a predicted model, not a curated record. The transcript has 4 exons. Lineage: Eukaryota; Fungi; Ascomycota; Eurotiomycetes; Eurotiales; Aspergillaceae. The coding region runs from base 1 to 1104 and encodes 367 amino acids.